AUGUGGAACUCCCUCCCAGUAAAUAAUCCACUUGGAUCUCGAUCUCCAUCCACUGUGAUUAAUGAAGAAGGAAAAGUUAGAUCAAGAGAAGUAUCUGCGGCAUCCAAAAGUUGUUUGAUCUCGUUGGUUUCCAACGAAACAAUCUCAAAUCCUUUGGAACAUCCAACGCACAACUUCGUCUUGAGGAAGUUGAUAGAAACGGGCUCAGAGUUAAAUGAAACAUCCUUGGUCUCGCUUGAAAACUUUCUUUUCUGUCUUUUCUGGUUCACAGGAUCAAUAGGCUCGAAAAUUCUGAUCAAAUUAGACGACGAUUUUGCAGCGCAAACAAGCAUUCGUCCCGCGCAAACUCCAGUCUUGUAA
Messenger RNA from Ogataea philodendri, 360 nucleotides. RefSeq lists its product as uncharacterized. Lineage: Eukaryota; Fungi; Ascomycota; Pichiomycetes; Pichiales; Pichiaceae. The record is from RefSeq and is a predicted model, not a curated record. The coding region runs from base 1 to 360 and encodes 119 amino acids. The transcript is spliced from 2 exons.